This is a messenger RNA of Nylanderia fulva, 783 nucleotides long. RefSeq names its product sorting nexin-22. NCBI's taxonomy places the organism in Eukaryota, Metazoa, Arthropoda, Insecta, Hymenoptera, Formicidae. The record is from RefSeq and is a predicted model, not a curated record. Gene Ontology annotation, molecular function: phosphatidylinositol phosphate binding.
UUAUAAAUAUAUACAUUCUCCGAUAUGGAGAUAGGUAGAUUUUUCUAUCAUCUGCCUUUCGCAUUGUUCAUUGUACGUGUGUUGUUUCACGUAUGAUUUAAUACUGUGUUUAUUAACAUUAAUUACAUUGUAGACAUAUAAUUUGUUGGCAAUGAGAUGUACGAAGCUUUCAUUAGCGGUUACCGUUUGGCCGAUGUGUCACACGGCAAACCCUAUUAUGUUUACUGUAUCGAGAUUUUGGAAUCGCAAACUGGCACUCGAUAUUCCAUCGAGAGAAGAUAUAGCGAAUUUAGUGCGUUACAUCGUACGUUGAAAAAGGACAAUUCAGAUAUCGCGCCAUUUCCACCAAAGAGAGUAAGAAACUCGCAACCAAAAGUAUUGGAACAACGACGAGCUGCAUUAGAAUUAUAUAUACAGAAGAUGCUACAUUUAUUGGCAACGAAGCAGCAAGUUCUCAAUUUUUUGGGCAUAGAAGACCAGGGAUUUACAUCUCACAAGAGAAUAUACAAAGCUACAAACAGCACAAUGCAUAAUCCAAAUACUCUGGGACAUCAUCCAGUCUUAACUUUCCACUGUGAUCCAUAUGUCCAAGCUGAUUCGACUAGCAGUCUUCCAGAUGUUGUAACUAAUGGUGUAUUACUAGGUAUAUACAAAUCUUGAUAUUUUCAAUGUAUUAAGAAUAAACUUGCAAGAAUCUUGAAAGCAUAAUUAUAAAUUAAUUUUUGAUAGCGAUAACAUCUAAUGAAUGCGAAUGAUAUACGAAUAAAAUCUUUGUUGACAGAA